This is a messenger RNA of Hippocampus comes (tiger tail seahorse), 2444 nucleotides long. It is a transcript of the gene slc66a1, whose product is annotated as solute carrier family 66 member 1. Gene Ontology annotation, cellular component: membrane. The coding region runs from base 113 to 1039 and encodes 308 amino acids. The transcript is spliced from 8 exons. NCBI's taxonomy places the organism in Eukaryota, Metazoa, Chordata, Actinopteri, Syngnathiformes, Syngnathidae. Gene Ontology annotation, molecular function: basic amino acid transmembrane transporter activity. The record is from RefSeq and is a predicted model, not a curated record.
UUUGCUUCCUUGUUUUGCUCAGCAUAGCAUUGUUCCAGAGCCAUACGUGGGCCGUCGGGGCUUGAUUGUAUCCGCCGUCCAGCUACCGCACAGCUAUUUUUGUCUGUAGAAUAUGCUGAAGUACGGAGUCCUCAGAAAUGUGCCUUUUGGAUGGGCCUCGGGUGGAAACUUAACUACAUUGUGCCCCAACGGGUCCAAAUGGGUCUGGGAAGGUCUUGGAGAAUGUGCCCAGGAUGCAAGGGACAUGGCCAGCAUCUAUUUGGGCCUCCUGUCUAUCUUCUGCUUCAUGAUGUCCUCACUGCCGCAGUACUACAGCUCGUGCAAAAUGGGGAAUAUGGACAGGGCGCUCUCCAUUUGGUUUCUGCUGCUGUGGUUGGGAGGUGACACCUGCAACCUGGUGGGGUCCUUUUUAGCAGAUCAGCUUCCGCUUCAGACGUACACUGCAGUUUAUUAUGUUCUGGCGGACUUGUUGAUGUUAUCCAUGUAUUUAUACUACAAGAUGAAGAACAAAAUGGUUGAAAACAGGAGGGUUUUGCACGUGAUGGGUUUGACAUGCGUCCUGGGCGUCACGACGAGCUUCGCCAACCUUCCAGGGUGGCUCGCUCACCAGCAGGAAGCGAUGCCCUCGGCAUACAGGGGCCGCACGCUGCUCUCAAGCGCGGAUGUUGGCGGGUCUUUCACCCCCAAAGAAAUCAUCGGCUUCUCCAUUGGCUCCGUAUCAUCAGUGCUCUACCUGUUUUCCAGACUUCCUCAAAUUUACACUAAUUUCAAGAGGAAGUCAACCGAGGGGGUGUCUUUCUUCCUGUUUGCUCUGGUAAUCCUCGGAAACACUACAUAUGGCCUGAGUGUGCUGCUGAAGAACCCUGACCAGGGUCAAGGAGAGAACAGCUACGUGAUCCAUCACCUGCCCUGGCUCAUCGGAAGCCUCGGAACGCUCGUCUUGGACCUCUUUAUCUCCGUGCAGUUCAUUAGCUACCGUAAAGCUUCAGACCGGCUGGACUCCAGCAGCUCGGAGACGACGCCUCUGAUGGGGAGCUAGAACGUUCCACAAACCACUCCUCAGCCAUUCAACGCCUCACGGAAAAUCACCAAAUCAGGAUAAAGUACAUUUCAUUUUGUUUUAAUUGUAUAGUUGUAUUUAUUUCACUCCCCAUUUCAGGUAAAUGCUCUUUUAAAUAUUGCAGACGGAUUAUGCAUUGUUCUGGUACAGUUUUAAAGGCAAUGGCGAAGAACUCUUGCGUGGAAGCUUUUCUUGGGAGUUGUUUUUUUUCGCUAACAAGUUGCCAAAGCGCUGCUGCAUGAAGAUCUCUGGUCUCGUUUACAGUGCAACUGUAGCUUGAAUAUUGACUUCAUUGGUUGUUUUUCUGCUCUUAAAUGUAGAAAUUUUACAUUGUAAGGGAAUCGGUAAAAAAAAAAAAAAAAAAAAAGGUGCUUUUUGUUUUUGUGUAUUUUAAGCGCAUUUUAAUUUCAAGUUUCUUUGUUUUUAUUGACUUUGUACUUAGUUUUACAUACAGACACCAUGACCAGUUUUAUUUCGGUGAUGUUGCAUGCCACGUAAACUGUUAUACACAAAAUUAUGCAUGUUUAAUUUAUAGUUUUAGUCAACAUUCUCACGUAAUUUUUGCACACAUUUUUUUGUACUUUUUUUUCGGGGGGGGGAGUGUCAUUGGGUCAGUGUACUGUUAAAAAAAAAAUAAACUAAAAUGGAAACUAUUUAGUUCUGCUUGCUGUUCAUUUUCUUUUAUUUUGAUAUGAAUAUUAUGAACGAUUAUCCUUGUUCUGUGUUGUUUUCCCUUCAUUAGCUACCUCACGGUGACCUCUUCAAACAUGCACUUUGCCACCAAGCAACCACACACACACAUACAAAGCUCAAGGGCCCACCCGCUUCGGGUGUAAGGUCAAUGUAAAAAUGAGGCCUCUGUGUGCGCGCGUGUGAACGGUUCUGAAACAGUGGCAGAAAAGAUUGCGAUGGCUGUUUUUUUGUGAGUGAGGGGAAGUGCCCAUCCAUCACCAAGGAUGAACGGAGGCAAUUUAUAAACACAACUCUUGUGGGAAUUUUUUAAUGAGAUGUUUUCAGCCAAUACAAACUGGAGAGAAAUCUUGUGAGCCCCCCACCCCCUCAUACCAAACAAAAUAAAUAAAUGUAGAUCUACCGCAUGUGUUUUAAUGCAGCAUUGGGGCAAAUUGGCCGUGCCAGUGGUGUUUUCAUACACAGGGCCACCCGAUCACUUGCUCUUCCUUUUUUUUUUUGGUUUCCUUCCUCCGGUACAGGUUGAAAUUUGCUUUGUGUGACCGUUGAGUCUGAUUCCACACCACCGUUUUUCCAAAUUUUGUACCAAAUUUGUUUCUGUUGGACUUGUAACCUAAACAGACAACUGAAAUCCAAUGUUAUUGAGAAAUAUUCAGAUUGUGUUCACGGGAAUCAAGUGCUACAGUUCUGUUCA